This is a messenger RNA of Somion occarium, 2990 nucleotides long. The record is from the annotation of a GenBank genome assembly. Lineage: Eukaryota; Fungi; Basidiomycota; Agaricomycetes; Polyporales; Cerrenaceae.
UACUUAAUAAAAGAACUUGUCUUGAAUCAUAUGUAGUCCUGUGUCGUCCUGUAUCAGGCACAGUCCCCUGUCAAUACUCUGCAGCAUGUCCGCAGCAUGCUGUGUGACCACUAGCGUUCUCAUAGUCCACACCCUUUCCACCCAACCAUCGACUGUAGAGCAACUUUGCAAGCCAUAUAUAUCCGACCAGGUGCCUCAGCCUAAUGGGAUCAGGGCGGAAAGCCGAUGACAGAAAAUUGAGGAAACAGAACAAGGCCCCCUCAGCAGAGUUCAUGAACCAGCAGCCUCAACCGGGGCCGUACAACUUUCAAUACGCUCCCCCUCCAGGCCCUCCACCGGCACCACUACCACAGCAUGCGCAGUAUUAUAGCACAAUGCCGAUCCCGUGGUUUUCGUCGCAGAUGAAUGCGCGAGCUGAAAAGGCGCCCCUGUCCGAGUCUGCUGCGCGCCCGAUGUCGAAAGACGAAGAUAUCCAGAGACUCUUCAAAGCUUGUCAAACUGGCAAAGGUCACGCUUCUCUCUUGCACGAAGCACUUGUCUAUGCGAAACCAGAGGAUCUCAAGGACAAGAAGGGAAUCAUUCAAGAGUUUCGCCUCCGAUGCCGGGCAUCUCAAGAAUUCAUAUCCUCUCAAAUUGCUUGGGCUACAUCCCAAGCAGAGCAGUCUCGAUCGGAUGUCGGCAGUUCUCAGGAAACCAGGGAGGAGCAGCUCUUAGCUGACUUAUUAGCUACAAAUGAGGAGCUGUUGGAGGCCAUGAAGAUAUACGACGAUUUGGAACGUCUGGGUGUUGAGCAAGAAAAGGAGGAACGUACCCGAGCAGAGCGCAAGCUUUGUGCCUUGACUGCGAUCACCUCGUUCACCCCAACACCAGCCGAGUCCGAGCUCGUCAACCAAAUCUUCAGCAUCGCAGACACGCUAGGUAUGGGUUCCAUCAGUUCUGUCGCGGCCACUAAGGUCUUCUAUGGUGCGGGUAUCCCUCCGAGUACCUUGGAUGAAAUCUGGAGAAUAGCCAAUGUUGAAGAAAACGACAUGCUUAGUCGACAAUGUGUUGGCGUUGCGGUUAGGUUAGUCGGUCAUGUUCAGAAUAACCCUGGCGUCAAGGUGGAUGAAACACUCGUGAAUGAACCGGCUCCUUUACCUAAGAUACAGGGACUUGAGCCUUCAGCAGGUGCAUCUGGAUACGACGAAGCUGGUCCGUCAACCACGCCAUUACCACCUUUGACACCACAGGAUCGCAACAAGUUCCUAAAGAUCUUCUUCAACGCUCAUCCUCACAAUGGCAUGGUUCCAGGCGACCACGCCCGAGAGCUCUUCAUGAAAUCAAGGCUACCGAUUGACAUACUCGCCCAGAUUUGGGAACUCGCAGAUACUCAGAAACAAGGCGCACUCGACGCGACAGGGUUUACAGUUGCAAUGUAUCUUAUUCAAGCAAUCAUGUCGGGUCGCCUGAAGGCCAUGCCCUACUCACUUCCGCCUUCAAUCUAUGAAGCUGCCUCACCUCCGCCUGAUCUUCAGCAUUCUCUUCAACGGAGCUUGGCUUCGGUUCACCCCAGCGCAGGACCUGUGCCUGAUUCAUCUUCAUCUCAAGCAGGUCCGAGCGGCAGUCAUUCACCACAACAAUGGGCUGUGACUCCGGAACUGAAGGCGACUGCGGACACAUUCUUUAAUGUACUUGACGAAAAACACCAUGGGUAUCUUGAUGGCAAGACUGCAAGAGCACAUUUCAUGCAGACUGGGAUUUCCGAGCACGAUACGCAGCAUAUCUGGAGGCUUGUUGACAUUAAUGGUGAUGGUCGACUCGGUCGUGAUGAAUUUGCUGUUGCAUUACAUCUGAUUAGAGAAAGAGGUGCUGGCAGAGGCUUGCCAGAGAUCCUUCCCCCUUCUCUAGUUCCUCCUUCCAUGCGACACCCCGUUAGUCCUACCCCGCCUUCUCGUACUGAAGCAUUGCUCAUCGACCUUGAUGCUGCUCCUGCACCCACACCACCGCCGAAAGAACCAUCUCCACGACAUGUUCGGUUUGCUCCAAGUCCAAACGCUAGCUCUUCUCACAUUCUAGAUGAGCCAUCUCCGCCGAGCCGUCCACCUCGGUCUACUCCGAGCCCUUCGAUUCUGCGGCGUACACCUAAUGCAACCACGCCCGUCGCAAGUGCCUCUAGUCUUGAAUUUCCGUCAUUCUCUUCCCCGCCGUCUUCGCCAAUCUCCAGUAGGGUAGCACCGGAUGCAACGGCAACUUGGAGUUGGGCAAUUACGCCAACGGAGAAAGCACGUUCGGAUCGCUUCUUUGAUAUGUUGGAUCCGUGGAAACAUGGAUACAUAGAAGGCGAAGCCGCGGUGCCGUUCAUGUCAAAAUCGAAAUUGCCCACUGAAGUUCUUGGAAAGAUUUGGGAUUUGGCCGACGCUGAUACAGAUGGCCGUCUGUCAAAGGACGACUUUGCUGUCGCCAUGCAUUUGAUACGAGCGAAAUUGGCUGGGAAGGAGAUCCCUGACAGCCUACCAACCACUCUGGUGCCUCCUCCACUCCCCGAGGCUUCUGCUGACGCAGAUCAGCCAGCACAGCAAACACAGCAAAUAUCAAGUUCGACUGUGGACCUUACUGGAGAAGCAGCGUUUGCUGCGGACGAGGAGCCUCGAUCAUCUACGCCUCCACCGCCCUACGAGAGCCUACCAAGUACGCUAUCCUAAACAGACAUUUGUAUUACUUAACUGCGGACGGUCUUUCUAUUAUUCUUGUGUAUUUGUAUGCUGGUAUGGAUACAAUGUCCACGUAACGACUGUAUAAUGUAGUAUAUAGAACAAAACGCGUUGAAUCCACUACUGCAAUUGCAGAGUCCCAUAGUUCGCAUCUGACUUUGUCAACGUGACAACCCGCCUGCCAAAUGUAUCGAGCAAUUUAUCCCCAUUUACCGAUGGAUCAGAAUCAUUCCGUGCUUGAGCAAACAUCGACGGCAUGUUUGAACCAUCCAAUGAAGCAGCGACCGAAUACAGAGUGAA